Oryzias latipes (Japanese medaka) is the source of this 3140-nucleotide messenger RNA. RefSeq names its product phospholipid phosphatase 5 (gene plpp5). Gene Ontology annotation, cellular component: membrane. Gene Ontology annotation, molecular function: phosphatidate phosphatase activity. Gene Ontology annotation, biological process: phospholipid metabolic process; phospholipid dephosphorylation. The record is from RefSeq and is a predicted model, not a curated record. NCBI's taxonomy places the organism in Eukaryota, Metazoa, Chordata, Actinopteri, Beloniformes, Adrianichthyidae.
GACACCCACUAGCUUAACGUGGCUCUACUGUAACAUCCCUGUUUCCUUGUAUUGAAUUUCCCCGUAGCUCAUAAUAGAGGAUGACUGGGAGAGGCUAUCGAUAACUGCACUUCUUUAUUGGAGAAAUGGGAGUUUAAAUAUGGCACGCUAAAGAGGUGGAGUGAGCAUGUUUGAUGUUGACUAAAGUCCAAUCCCAAAACCAAGAUGAAGAUGAAGAGGAAGCUGCUGCGUGGGUUGUUGUCAGAGGUUUCCGUCCGGCUGGUGUUGUUCUUGGUGUUCCUAGUGACAGAGCAGCUUCCUCCUUUCUACCGGGAAAUCCAGCCAGAGGAGAUGUGGCUGUAUAAAUUCCGUCGUGUGGAGAGAGACCACGUGCCUACGUCUCUUAUGUUUAGUGUCGCUGUUUUCACCCCUCUGAUUGUAAUCCUGGCUUUCACCUUUCUGAAUAAAUCGGAACGCGGCGAUCUAAAGGAAGCCUCCCUGGCUAUGACUCUGACUCUGGUUCUUAAUGGCGUUUUCACCAACGUCAUCAAACUUGCUGUCGGCAGGCCCAGACCAGACUUCUUCUACCGUUGUUUCCCAGACGGUCAGAUGAACGUGGACCUGCGCUGCAGCGGUGACCCAGAUACUGUCAUGGAAGGCAGAAAGAGCUUUCCCAGCGGCCAUUCUUCCUUUGCCUUUGCAGGUUUGGGUUUCACCUCUUUGUAUAUUGCGGGGAAGCUGCGGUGCUUCAGUGCAGCAGGUCAGGGCAGAGCGUGGCGGCUGUGUACCUUCCUUACCCCGUUGCUGGUUGCGACUGUAAUCGCUCUCUCUAGAACCUGCGACUACAAACAUCACUGGCAAGAUGUGUUGGUGGGCUCUCUGCUGGGUCUGGCCUCCGCCUGGCUCUGCUACAGACAGCACUUCCCUCCUCUUCAGGACGCCGACUGCCACAGACCUCUCAGACACAGGGACACGGUUCCCGCUGCACAAGACCGCAAGCUGGCCAACUCCAGCUACAUCCUACCCUUAUAGAAGACUUGGCAUUACUCUCGACUGCUGUUAUUUUCAAUGGGGUACAAUGUAAAUUCCUGGUUUGCACCUUUAGGACCCUUCGUUUUAUGUGUAGAACAACAAUCUUCCGUCAUCAAGCUGCAUAGUUAAGGAGAUCGUCUGAAAUGACAAACGUGUUAGCACACAGUCCAGCUCCGCAAAGAUCUAAACUGGUAACCAUGACAACAAACCACAGCACAAAUAUUUUAGGACUCCUCUGCUGAUCCCGAUGCUACUACUAGCAGAUGAGCGUCUCAGCUUCUUCACCAAAGGUCCACUGCUCCUCACUCUCUAUCAGCUGUUGCUCAGUUAGAGACCAAUUUUGUAAUUUUCUUUUUUCUUUUCCCCAACAAUCAAAUGUGAGACGUUAAAGAAUCUGCCUGAAUAUUAUGUUGGAUUUGUGUUGACAGUAUAAACAAGCUGAAAGAAAUGGUCGUAGAAGAUGGGAUAGUUUCACAAAUUUUACUACUAGUUAGUUUUAUGUUCAUGUGACUCAAACUUGUAUAAAUAAUCUGGAAUACAGUUAAAAAAUCUAAGCCUCAGAAAUAGUUUUCCCAUAAAAAAAACAGACUACUUCAUUUAUAAAUGACUUUUUCUUAGAAAUUAUAUUUGAACAACUCCGUUAGCAUGAAUUUGUAAUUGCUGCCUAUGUUUUGACUGCUUUAAGUCUUUUAGUCUUCCUAUAGCAUAUUUUGAAUGUUUCUAUUGCCAGAUUUCUUUCAUCUGGAAUAGCCUUUUUCUGUCUAAAUCACAGCAUAACAUUCGGAUGUAGCAUUCUUACUUUUGGCUUUUCCUUUAGUGCCUGCUGUGCUCCACUGAUAAUCACAUGCCAGAUUUAGCUGAAAAGCACACCUUAGAGGGAUUAAGAAAGUCGAGUCUUGUUUUUUUUAUGACACACCUGCUUAAGCGAGCCUGUUUGUGGUUAAAAUGUGUGCACAUGUAGGUUUUUGGAGGAAGGACGGAUCUGUAAGACGUUCCUCAGUUGGUCAGGUGAUGAAUGUCGCCUCUCAGUCCUGCUGGUCAGGUUUUCUUUGCUGUGAAUGGUUAAAAUGUUCUUUUCAAUUUAGGAGUUUCUUUUUAAAAAAAAUGUCAAAUGUUAAGAUCAUUCCUGUUUGCUAGAUUUGACAUUUACACUGCUGUUAUUGUUUUUUUUUCCCAGGUAAAUCUCCUGUUUCUGUUUUUUCACUUGAACCGGGUCAGAGUUUUACAGGGCCAGAGCACUUUCUUCAGUUUCUUGUUUUUGUCUCUUCCAGAAGAAGAAAACAAAAGAAUGGAAAAUGUUGUGCCUUCAUUCACCACUUUAGUCACGUCAAUAAUUGAAUCAGGAUCGAUGCUAUUUGUCUUUGUUGUAAAUCACCGUCUUUUUAUUGUCCUCACCUGACAUUGACAGAAAACACUUCAUUUAAAGUGGCAUGCAGCGUGUAACUCUCAAAAAACUUGAACUUCUUCUCAUAAAUGUUUUUUUAAGUGAAAAUACUGAGAAUAUAAUCUGCAUCAUGUGGACGGAGGAGUCUGGAAACCCUAAAGACAAAUGUUUACUCAGUCUGUUACUUCAGAUGAAUUGUGCAAAAGUAUUUGAACUGGAAGCAUGUUAAUUUAUUUGAACUCUGGCUUCUUUGUUCUGUGAAAAGUGUGUUGAUAGAAUUAUGUUUCACAACAGUCUGGUUUUACUUUACAGCAUUUUGAUGCAUGCUUGACUGCUGAACUCAGACAAACUCUUCCCAUUGCUCUGAUCUAUUCUUUGAACUUUAACCCUUCAAUACAUGUAUGUUGGAAACAGGUUACUCAUUUUUUUUUUUUAAAUCUUUUGUCAUUACAAACGCCUGCUAUGUUGUAAAACUGAGACAGCAUCACGGUUACAUGUUGCGAUGCUUUUGAUGAAACUUGUUGGUGACUCUUAACUGUGUUUUGGAAUAAUUCUGCAAUGCUGCCUGUUCUUUGCACUUUUUCUUUUGGGUCCAUUCAUGCUUUGGAGUUGAGAAUAACAAGCGAGAUGAUUGACUUCGUGCUAAAGCUAGCCAAAAAUCAGUUCAGUAUGGUUCUGUAUGUUAGUGUUAGGAGUAAUUUUAAGAAGUCAAAUUGAAGAUUAAAACUGUCUUGAGAUAAACUGA